AUGCCAGCCCCCAAAAAUGCAGACAAUGUCAAACCAACUGGACAAAAUGAGACAAGCAUCAAUCUGCAGUGGGCUAAAAUAGACGACACUGUUAGCUUUGUUCUUCAGUUUAAUGACAGACAGGAAAUAAUUGCUCCACCAAAAGGAAAUGGACCAAUAUCUUACACUGUGACCAAUCUGGAUCCUCAAACCAAAUACACAUUUAGCCUCUUCUCUGUGUUUGAGAACGACAGAAGCACUGGAGUCAUCUUUUCUGCAGUAACUGCUCCCGAAAAUGCACAAAAUGUCACCUCAACCGGAAAAAAUGAGACAAGCAUCAAUCUGCAGUGGGCUAAAGUAGACAACAAUGUUGGCUUUGUUCUUCAGUUUAAUGACAGACAGGAAAUAAUUAAUCCACCAACAGGAAAUGGACCAAUAUCUUACACUGUGACCACACUGUAUCCUCAAACCAAAUACACAUUUCGCCUCUUCUCUGUGUUUGAGAACAUCAGAAGCACUGGAGUCAUCUUUUCUGCAGUAACUGCUCCUGAAAAUGCAAAAAAUAUAACAUCAAUCGGACUAUAUGGAACAACCAUCUAUCUGCAGUGGACUAAAAUAGAUAUCGAUGUUGGCUUUGUUCUUCAGUUUAAUGACAGGCAGGAAAUAUUUGCUUCACCCAAAGGAAAUGGACCAAUAUCUUACACUGUGACCAAUUUGGAUCCUCAAACCAAAUACACAUUUAGCCUCUUCUCUGUGUUUGAGAACAUCACAAGCAGUGGAGUCAUCUUUAUAGCUGAAACUGAUUUGGAUAACAGCAGAACUGGUGUGAUCCUCUACAACCAAUACACUAAUGGCAGUGUCCUCCAACAAGCUACACAGGACAUUAACAGCUACUUCCCAAACCUGAACUUUAAUGCUGACUGGGUCUUUGUAGCAACAUGGUAUAAAGUGGCCUACUUUUCAAAUGCAGGGACAGAAACAACUUUCCAAGCUGUGUUGAUCUCUGGAGGCCAGAAAUCCUUUGUGCUCAUGAACUACGGUGUGAUUGCAUCAACAUUCCAGAAUGUGCAGAAUUUCCAGGCUGGCUAUGACACCAUCAACUCUGUUCACCAUUUUACCAUUCCUGGGUCUUUCUCAAGUUCUGCAACAGGCAGCAACUCAAUUUUUAGGUUCAACAGCAACGUCAAUGUAACUGGUCGCUGGGGCUUCGAAACAUACAGUAGACCAGAAAAUCAAGUGAUUAAAGCUCCCGAAAACGCAAAAAAUUUCACCUCAACCGGACAAAAUGAGACGAGCAUCAAUCUGCAGUGGGCUAAAGUAGACAACAAUGUUAGCUUUGUUCUUCAGUUUAAUGACAGACAGGAAACAAUUGCUCCACCAAAAGGAAAUGGACCAAUAUCUUACACUGUGACCAAGCUGGAUCCUCAAACCAAAUACACAUUUAGCCUCUUCUCUGUGUUUGAGAACGUCACAAGCACUGGAGUCAUCUUUUCUGCAGUAACUGCUCCUGAAAAUGCAAAAAAUAUCAUAACAACUGGACUAUAUGGAACAGCCAUCUAUCUUCAGUGGACUAAAAUAGUUAACGAUGUUAGCUUUGUUCUUGAGUUUAAUGACAGACAGGAAAAGAUUUCCUCACCAAAAGGAAAUGGACCAAUAUCUUACACUGUGACCAACCUGAAUCCUCAAACCAAAUACACAUUUAGCCUCUUCUCUGUGUUUGAGAACGUCACAAGCACUGGAGUCCUCUUUUCUGAAAUAACUGCCUAUUUUUAUCCAAUCUCUGGAACUGAAAGCUCUCGAUCCCUUAAUGGAAGUUCACCAGAGAUUCCCCUGCAAAGACCUUUUGUCUACUUUGGAAAGGAAUACAACACCAUUUAUGUCAACCACAAUGGACACUUGACUUUUAUUAAUCCAUUUCCCUCAUAUGUACCUCAAAGAUUCCCACUCAAUGGAUCCUUUGACCUAAUUGCCCCGUUUUGGACAGAUUUGGAUAACAGGCAAACUGGUGUGAUCCUCUACAACCAAUACACUGAUGGCAGUGUCCUCCAACAAGCUACACAGGACAUUAAGAGCUACUUCCCAAACCUAAACUUCAAUGCUGACUGGGUCUUUGUAGCAACAUGGUAUAAGGUGGCCUACUAUUCAACUACAGGAACAGAAACAACUUUCCAAGCUGUGUUGAUCUCUGGCGGCCAGAAAUCCUUUCUGCUCAUGAACUACGGGAUGAUUGCAUCAACAUCCAUGAAUGUGCAGGCUGGCUAUGACACCAUCAACUCUGUUCACCAUUUUACAAUUCCUGGAUCUUUCUCAAGUUCUGCAACAGGCAGCAACUCUACUUUUAGUCUCAGCAGCAACGUCAAUGUAGCUGGUCGCUGGGCCUUUGAGACAAACAGUAGACCAGAAACCCAAGAAAUUAACGCUCCUGAAAAUGCACAAAAUGUCACCUCAACCGGACAAAAUGAGACAAGCAUCAAUCUGCAGUGGGCUAAAGUAGACAACAAUGUUAGCUUUGUUCUUCAGUUUAAUGCCACACAAGAAAUAAUUGCUUCGCCAACUGGAAAUGGACCAAUAUCUUACACUGUGACCAACUUGAAUCCUCAGACAAAAUACACAUUUAGGCUACUCUCUGUGUUUGAGAACGUCACAAGCACUGGAGUCAUCUUUUCUGCAGUAACUGCUCCCGAAAAUGCACAAAAUGUCACCUCAACUGGACAAAAUGAGACGAGCAUCAAUCUGCAGUGGGCUAAAGUACACAACAAUGUUAGCUUUGUUCUUCAGUUUAAUGACAGACAGGAAAUAAUUGCUCCACCAAAAGGAAAUGGACCAAUAUCUUACACUGUGACCAAGCUGGAUCCUCAAACCAAAUACACAUUUAGCCUCUUCUCUGUGUUUGAGACCGUCACAAGCACUGGAGUCAUCUUUUCUGCAGUAACUGCUCCCGAAAAUGCACAAAAUGUCACCUCAACCGGACAAAAUGAGACAAGCAUCAAUCUGCAGUGGGCUAAAGUAGACAACAAUGUUAGCUUUGUUCUUCAGUUUAAUGACAGACAGGAAAUAAUAGCCCCACCAAUAGGAAAUGGACCAAUAUCUUGCACUGUGACCAAGCUGGAUCCUCAAACCAAAUACACAUUUAGCCUCUUCUCUGUGUUUGAGAAUGUCACAAGCACUGGAGUCCUCUUUCCUGCAGUUACUGCUCCUGAAAAUGCACAAAAUGUCACCUCAACCGGACAAAAUGAGACAAGCAUCAAUCUGCAGUGGGCUAAAGUAGACAACAAUGUUAGCUUUGUUCUUCAGUUUAAUGACAGACAGGAAAUAAUUGCUCCACCAAAAGGAAAUGGACCAAUAUCUUACACUGUGACCAAGCUGGAUCCUCAAACCAAAUACACAUUUAGCCUCUUCUCUGUGUUUGAGAACGUCACAAGCACUGGAGUCAUCGUUUCUGCAGUAACUGCUCCCGAAAACGCAAAAAAUGUCACCUCAACCGCACAAAAUGAGACAAGCAUCAAUCUGCAGUGGGCUAAAGUAGACAACAAUGUUAGCUUUGUUCUUCAGUUUAAUGACAGACAGGAAACAAUUGCUCCACCAAAAGGAAAUGGACCAAUAUCUUACACUGUGACCAAGCUGGAUCCUCAAACCAAAUACACAUUUAGCCUCUUCUCUGUGUUUGAGAACGUCACAAGCACUGGAGUCAUCUUUUCUGCAGUAACUGCUCCUGAAAAUGCAAAAAAUUUUACCUCAACCGGACAAAAUGAGACAAGCAUCAAUCUGCUGUGGGAUAAAGUAGACAACAAUGUUAGCUUUGUUCUUCAGUUUAAUGACAGGCAAGAAAUAAUUGCCCCACCAAAAGGAAAUGAACCAAUAUCUUACACUGUGACCAACCUGAAACCUCAAACGAAUUACACAUUUAGCCUCUUCUCUGUGUUUGAGAAUGUCACAAGCACUGGAGUCAUCCUCCCGAAAAUGCACAAAAUGUCACCUCAACCGGAAAAAAUGAAACAAGCAUCAAUCUGCAGUGGGCUAAAGUAGACAACAAUGUUAGCUUUGUUCUUCAGUUUAAUAACAGACAGGAAAUAAUUGCUCCACCACAAAGAAAUGGACCAAUAUCUUACACUGUGACCAAGCUGGAUCCUCAAACCAAAUACACAUUUAGCCUCUUCUCUGUGUUUGAGAACGUCACAAGCACUGGAGUCAUCUUUUCUGCUGUAACUGGUAAGAUAAUACCCUAAUGUUAUUAGAGAUCAAAUGUUAAAGAUAAUGGAAGCAAUUGACAUCAAUUCAAAGCAAACACAGAUCUCAACAGUAACAUUGUCCCCUGACUGGUGUUUUUUCCUCAGCUCCUGAAAAUGCACAAAAUGUCACCUCAA
Molecule: messenger RNA, 4343 nt
Organism: Oryzias melastigma (Indian medaka)
Lineage: Eukaryota; Metazoa; Chordata; Actinopteri; Beloniformes; Adrianichthyidae
Product: receptor-type tyrosine-protein phosphatase eta
Biological process (GO): cell-matrix adhesion
Molecular function (GO): protein binding
Source: RefSeq, a predicted model, not a curated record